Temnothorax curvispinosus is the source of this 906-nucleotide messenger RNA. Its product is annotated as trihelix transcription factor GT-2-like. Lineage: Eukaryota; Metazoa; Arthropoda; Insecta; Hymenoptera; Formicidae. The record is from RefSeq and is a predicted model, not a curated record. The coding region runs from base 1 to 906 and encodes 301 amino acids. The transcript has 4 exons.
AUGAGUGACAAUCAGAUUAAUGCUGUAGAAGCGGACCCGACUCGCCACGAAUUGGUGAGGUCAGAAAAUGGGGAGAUUGUCCGUGCCGAGGGACACAUUGUCGUGUUCGACAAUAUUGAUAAAAAUAUGUACUGCGUUCUCGAAAAUGAGAGAAAUCUCCGGCUCUUCGGUCUCAUACCAACUGCCUUACAAUUUGAUACAGUUCCUGAAACGAGCAUGUCAUCAUCAGAGACCUUAGGCUCACUUUCUGAUAAUACAGCAUGCUUGACACUAGAAGCAGGAUGUUCAAACCAGGCAACCAGUAAAGAAAAAGUUAAGUGGACGAAGAAUGCUGUUCUAGCACUAAUUACAUCCUGGAAAGCUAAUCAGCCAAAUUUUGCAAGCACUACUGUAAAGAACGAUGCAGUAUGGAAUAUGAUUGCCCAGGACAUAAAAAAAACAGGCUUAAUAGUUACUGCCACUCAGACUGAAAAUAAGUGGAAAAACAUAAGGAAGGCGUACAUGGCUGUUAAGGACCAUAACUCUAAGUCUGGGAAUGCUCCGAAGACGUGUAAAUUCUAUGAUGAGUUGGAUGAAAUAUUUUCAAAAUCACCAAGUGUCGCACCUGUUGCUCUUGCCUCCUCAAGAAGAAAGAGAUCAGCCUCUACAACUAUAGGCAAUGAUUUUAGUAGUGAUGAUGAGACCUCUGAAGAGAUGGAGGCUGACAGGCAUUCUGAGAAGAAAAGUAAGAAGGCAAAGAAAAGCAAACUGAAUAGAGAAUUAGAGGCUUGGUCUAAGACCCUUCGCGAAGAUGCGGAGAAAAGGGAAUUAACAAAGGAAAAACGACAUGAGGCAGUGAUUGCUGUGCAGAAUAAAGGAAUUGCAGCGUUUACUGAUGUUAUGAAUAAGCUUCUAGAGAAGCUAUGA